Callithrix jacchus (white-tufted-ear marmoset) is the source of this 1490-nucleotide messenger RNA. RefSeq names its product SPC25 component of NDC80 kinetochore complex (gene SPC25). Gene Ontology annotation, biological process: chromosome segregation. Gene Ontology annotation, cellular component: Ndc80 complex. The record is from RefSeq and is a predicted model, not a curated record. Lineage: Eukaryota; Metazoa; Chordata; Mammalia; Primates; Cebidae.
AAUGUAGGUUUGAUUGGACAGUUAUCUUGAGUCACUUGUCUAGAUUUUUCUCAUCCUAAAAGCUCAUGGUAUUGACAUUUUUAUCCUGGAUAUGUAGAUAUGUAGACAUUUUGAAUAUAUGGCUAUAGUAGCAGUAUUUAAUAAGCUCAAUUCCGCUUACUUCUGACAAGUAAAUUGGAAACAAAAGAGUCUUUUCCAUCAUUAUUAAGGGCAGGCAUUUUCUCCAAGGCUAUGAAAACUGGUUCCUCUUGCUGCCUAAGCAGUUUCAACUGCAAAAGCAAUUUACUACCGUAUGGAUCCCUCCAGGAGACUUCAACUAAAAUAAAGAGGGAAAAAUCUACUCAUAUGCGGACUCUGGGGCUUUAUGGAAGAUAGAUGCAGAGUUCUUAGGGAUUAAUUAUAGAAAACAAGCCCACACCUCUUCCCGAUCCCCCUCUGAGGGUAAUGUGUUGCCCAACAGACAGCACCAUGGGGUGGCUGAAGAUAGCUUCUCCAUGGAAACGGGGAAGGGAUUUAUGGUAGAGUCAAUCAUUGCAGCAGAAUUCCCUGGCUAUUAAUGCUGCAGUUUCCUCAGGUCUUGGUGAGAGCAGGCUGAGACUCUACUAGGAUGGAGGGAAUGUACUAGAAUCCUUCAAGACUAACAUUAUUUCAUGUGAAAUUUGACAAAGGGCUUUUAGACGGGAAUGAGAUCUCCAACAUGUGGGAAAUGGAAUGAAGCUAAUGCAUCAUGAAAUGUGAAGGAACUGAAGGCAUCUAAAGCGUUGUGUUACAUGAUGGUAGAGGACGAACUGGCACUAUUCGAUAAAAGCCUAAAUGAAUUUUGGAAUAAAUUCAAAAGUACUGACACCACCUUUCAGAUGGCGGGACUAAGAGAUACCUACAAGGACUCCCUCAAAGCAUUUGCAGAAAAGCUGUCUGUGAAAUUAAAGGAAGAAGACAGAAUGGUUGAGAUGUUUCUGGAAUAUCAAAAUCAGAUCAGCAGGCAAAAUAAAGUCAUUCAAGAAAAAAAAGAUAACUUGUUAAAAUUGAUUGCUGAAGUAAAAGACAAAAAGCAAGAAUUGGAAGUACUGACUGCAAAUAUCCAGGAUCUUAAGGAAGAAUAUUCUAGGAAGAAGGAAACUAUUUCUACUGCUAAUAAAGCAAAUGCAGAGAGGUUGAAAAGGCUGCAGAAAUCUGCAGACUUGUAUAAAGAUCGACUUGGACUAGAAAUUCGAAAAAUUUAUGGUGAGAAAUUGCAGUUUAUAUUCACUAAUAUUGACCCUAAGAAUCCUGAGAGCCCAUUUAUGUUUUCCCUACAUCUAAAUGAAGCAAGGGACUAUGAAGUGUCAGAUAGUGCCCCUCAUCUUGAGUGCCUAACAGAAUUUCAAGAGAAUGUAAGGAAGACCAACAAUUUUUCGGCUUUUCUUGCCAAUGUUCGGAAAGCUUUUACUGCCACGGUUCAUAAUUAAUGUACAAAUAGUGUAUAUUAAAAUGGUUUCUUUUUCUUCUCU